This is a messenger RNA of Salvia hispanica, 642 nucleotides long. RefSeq lists its product as uncharacterized. Lineage: Eukaryota; Viridiplantae; Streptophyta; Magnoliopsida; Lamiales; Lamiaceae. The record is from RefSeq and is a predicted model, not a curated record.
AUGGCCACAAAGACUAUUGAAUCAGUAUCAAUUGGAGUAAAACUCGACGGGAAUAACUUCCCUGUUUGGUCGCGCUUGAUGCGUAUCGCGAUUGGCGGUCGCGAAUUGCUUGACCAUAUCGAGGGGGAUGCGGAGCCACCCAAGAAGGACGAUCCCAAGUUCAAAUCGUGGCAGGCAGCCGACUAUGUUGUCUUCUCUUGGAUGAUUCAGAACAUGGAACAACGCCUUGUUCUCCAGUUUGCACAACACCAAACAGCGGCCUCGAUGUGGCGAAGCCUGCAAACAAUGUUCGGAGCCCGAAAAGACCCCCUCCAGAUAUACGAUCUAGAGGAUCGAACGAACAAACUUGUCCAAGGGAAUGAUACCCUCGAAGCAUAUUGGGCAGAAUUGCAGAACCUCUGGGUUAGGAUGGACAUCCACAAACCCUGCCCGUAUACAUGCUGUGAUGAAGGCCCCAAGAUUUACCAGGCAGAGACCCAAAUCAAGAGGCUUCACCAAUUCCUCUCCGGCGUCAAUGUCAAAUACGACGGACUCCGGCGAGAAUUGUUGAAGGAGGAUCCAACCCCCGAUGCCGAAACAGCACUUGGCAUAUUGAAGCAGGGGAGGGCCGUAUCGGCAUCUGGAGGCAGCCGCAAACUCUGA